AUGGAUCCUCAACAAUUAGUUCAGGAGUGGAAUUUGAAUCGCGGGCUUAUUUUAUUUGAUAACAGUUUCAUACCAAGCGAUAAAGUUCUUCUUGAUAGUAAUGGGGAGAUUAAUAUCACGGAAUAUUUCGGGGACCCUUUGGUAUACUUUAACGCGGCAAGUGAAAAGUCUUCAACAAAUUCCAUUGCUAAAAAUCCCUGGGAUCUACUCAGGAAAAUUUUCACAUUUCCUUCGAAUUCAGAAGGUUAUCACGAAGUCAGGUCUCAUCUUUCUUCACAUAGUAAAGAUAUCAUUGUUCUAUUCCCAAUAGCCGAAAUUACAUACGAAGCAUCAAUUGAGAGAUCAGCAGAAGAAUACAUUAAUUUUGAAAAAAAUUUAUCUGACGUGGAUAUUAGUCAAUACGGUCAAUUCAUAGCAACGAAACUUCUUGUUGGCGGGAAAUUUGUGGUUAGAAAUUAUUUUGAUAUGACUAACUCGCAAAGAAAUUUAUUGAGAUCGCACAUUAUAUGGGCCUUAGAGGCUGUGCGAAUAUCGAAAGAGAAUAUCUUUCAAAAUGCUUCGAUAGAGAAACUUUCUAAAAUUGAAUACGAAGAUCAAAAAAUUUUUAGAAACCCUAUAGAGUUGAAAAAUUGGAUGAGAAAAAUAUAUGAUGAUACAGAAGUUGAAUUAAUUGCUUAUGAAGAAGUAGUACAAGUUCCUUAUCUGACGAACUAUGAUUUAGCUCAAAAAUUUUCUGAACGUUUAAUUCCUGGAAUUAAUUUUAGUCAAAAAGAGAUCACAUUAAAUGAAUGGGUUAGUGAUGUUGCUUCUAUCAACUUGGUUACAUGGUCCGAAAAAUUUAAUUUACGUUGUGGGAUGAAGAUUGUCUCUAACAAAAUUAUUUCAAGCGAAGAUGUAGCCACAAAUUUCAAAUCCGAACCAAAAGUAUCUUUAAAGAAUAAUAUUUAUAUACAAGCGGUUCAAUCGAGUACCGAUGUGGACGAAUUUUUAUUGAAUAACAAUAUACUCUGCUCGUUUGAAAAUAUUUAUCCCAUUCCGUUUUACGAUUACUUCAUUGAUGAGGUAACCUCAAAAAAAGUAUUUGCACGUGAGAAAGAAAAAUUUAUGAAUUAUAUAAUUAGAAUAGAGAAGAUUGAGUUGUCUCUAGAUGUAAAUUCUAUAGAACAAACGACAGAUUUCAGGAAUGCCAUCCGUGAUGCGCUCAAACAAAUUAAACCAUAUCUAGCCUUGCGGAAAGUUUUUGAAAAGUAUGGUUAUUUGUGGCCUGCAAAGAUAGUUUUGGGAAAAACAAUAAGAAAACGCUGCACAAAAACAUCAAAUUCCAAUCCUUCGGAAUGCAUAUUAUUAUGUAGAGAUCAAUUGCUGGAAAAUAAGAUUGAAGAGUUGGUAUCAAAGUAUAGCCCUUAUUUAUCAAAAAAGGAGUUAGACGGCAUUAAUUUUUUAGACUCGCACGGUUAUUCUGUUUGCAAAAAUGAAUUGAACAUUUGGAUAAAAGAUCAUGUGAAUUUUUGUGACUAUUAUAUAAUUGGUUAUGACGAAUUUAUCCCAAUGUAUAAAAUUCUGGAUCGCGAACAGCAAAGGGAAAUUGAACUGGUAUUAAAUAACAGAUCUGACUACAGAAUAUUAAUGACCGGAGUAACGGAAUAUAUAAAUAUAAGUGCCAAUGACAGCGAACAUGUGCAAAUAUGUUUCCAAGAACCGCUCAAUAGCAGAGAAUAUGAAGUCUUCGGUCUUGCCGUUGAUGAAAAAGAUAAUAAAAUAGAGGAUUGCAUUGUAAAAUUUGAAUUAUAUGACUAUUACGAAUUUUCAGCUAUAAUAAAAAAUGAUUCAAGUCUUACUAGAAAUAAAAUGUGA
Molecule: messenger RNA, 1854 nt
Organism: Acaulospora colombiana
Lineage: Eukaryota; Fungi; Glomeromycota; Glomeromycetes; Diversisporales; Acaulosporaceae
Source: the annotation of a GenBank genome assembly